Molecule: messenger RNA, 555 nt
Organism: Symbiodinium necroappetens
Lineage: Eukaryota; Dinophyceae; Suessiales; Symbiodiniaceae
Source: the annotation of a GenBank genome assembly
GUAGUCCAGCUUCACCAGCCCAGAGGUGUGUGGCUUUGCCGAAAUUCCGAGUGCGAGCGUCGGGGGAGACAGACUCGUAAUUCGUCUACAUCCCGAACCUGCUGGAAAUGCAAGACGGACCGGCGAAAGUCCGGUGUCCCUCCACCGGAAAACCCGAAUCCGAAGACGGGUUUGUUUACGGUGGUUGCAGACACUUUCGAAGAAGUAGUCAAGCAAUCUGACGCGCACGUAUUUAUAGACUGCACUGCCGAUUGGUGCGGACCGUCAGUCGUGGUCAAACCCUUCAUCUACCAGCUUGCCAAGAUCACACAGCGACUGGACGAGAUUCGAGUGGCCAUGAUGGACACAGUCGAGAACAUGGUUGACCCUGAUCUUUUCCCGGAGCCUUACAUUCCCAACAUGAAGCUCUUUCUGCGCGACAAGAAGGACGGCCCCAUAAAGUUUGACGGCGUGCGCACUCUCGAGGGCAUGAUCCGGUUCAUUGAAGAACACACGGGGGUUCAAUUGGCAAAGAAGCUGCAGGAGAAGCUUCUGGACAUGAUUUACAUGUGCUAG